Klebsormidium nitens is the source of this 1986-nucleotide messenger RNA. Lineage: Eukaryota; Viridiplantae; Streptophyta; Klebsormidiophyceae; Klebsormidiales; Klebsormidiaceae. The record is from the annotation of a GenBank genome assembly.
AAGAAAAGUUCGGCUGCUUGUUGGACUCGGAGUUUCAAUGCACCGUCACGCCUCUUGCCUCGGUGCAUGGAGCGAGCUCAGUGGCGCAGCGGCGUCUGUCCAGACCAAGCUGCAGCCUGUUGGCAGAGCUGCCCCAGUCCAGCAGCUGCAUGGCGCAGCUGCCGGCCACACGGGACUACUACAUCUUGAAACAGAUUGCUGAGCAAUGGGCCGGUCAAUGGGUGGCAACCCGUGACUUGCUGAGGGUUCUGUUUUCCAUUGGGCUUCAGCAGGGCCAUGCCGCUGCUGACCAGAACCCGUCCACCUUUUCGAGGUUGCAUCAGUGAUUAGGAAGUGACGGCAACUGCAACGAGUCUCAUCAUGACGAGCUGCUGUACACUAUGUCGGGGUACGACUCUGACACCUUUCAUCCGACAAGAUUGGGCUCCAUGUCAAAGUGCAAGGCCAGCCCUUGCAUUCCGUUUGCAAUGCAAACUUCGUCCUAAUUUGCCAUGGGUACGGAAAAAGCACUCGGAUGUUGGAUGCGCUCGUGAGGUGCCCAUUGGACUGCGAAGGUCACAGCCGCGGGCAUUCUCCGGCAGCCUAGGGGCCCUAGCUUCCGACGAUGAUGAUGAGGAUUCGGAGGCGUUGGAAGUGACGCGCGUGCGGUCACGGCCGCGGUCUGUUCAAGACCUGGACGAGCUCACUCCGGCGGCGAGGGAACGGAUUGCUCAAUUUGUCAAGGACGACUGCAAUCUGACCUCCACAAGCUAUCUUGGAGAGAGUGAAGACGAAAGCACUUUGAGCGAGAAUGGAAGAGGCAACGGUCAGCACAGUGAUUUCUUGGAGGGGACCUCUUCGGCGAAAGAGCUUGGAUACCAGGUUUUGGAGAUUAACAGCGCUGGGAAAUUGAAGACACGCGACAUAAGCAGGCGGCAGCUUCUCAGAAGCACAGGGUUGCGUCCGCGGGAUGUGCGACGAAUAGAUCCCUUGUUGUGGGUGACCAACUCCUUGCCUGCCAUACUGGUCCGCAACCAGGCCAUCUUGUUGAACCUGGGCAGCCUGCGGGCCAUUGCUACUCCGGAGCACUGCCUUGUCUUUGACCACACCAGUGUUGGAGCCGCGGCUUUCUUGGAGGUGUUCACGGCGCGGCUGGCCGCCUCCCAUUCGCAGGGCGGGUUGCCCAUCCCCUUCGAGCUGGAGGUGGUGGAGGCGGCGCUCAUCAGCCGCACGACGCGGCUGGAGGCCGCGCUGAUGGAGGUGGAGCCGCGCGUGGCCAUGCUCCUGGAGCUGCUGCCCAACAAGCUCACCGCAGACGCGCUCGAGGAGCUGCGCCUCGCCAAGCAGGCCCUGGUGGAGCUGGGCAGCAAGGCGGGCGCGCUGCGGCAGAUGCUGCUGGAGCUGCUGGAGGACAGCGACCGCAUCCGGCGCAUGACGGCCAUGGGGCGGCUGUGCCGCAGCCACCGCGCGGCCGGCGUGCUGGAGUGCGACCCCGCGUUCGACGAGGCGGAGGCGGAGGAGGAGGAGGAGGAGGUGGAGACGCUGCUGGAGUACUACCUGCAGCGCUGCGACAGCUGCCACGGCCAGGCCGAGAAGCUGCUCGACUCCGCCAAGGAGAUGGAGGACUCCAUCGCGGUCAACCUCAGUUCACGGCGGCUGGAGGUGAACCGGCUGGAGCUGCUGCUGGCCAUCGGCACGUUCGCGUGCGCGGUGGGCGCCAUGGUGGCCGGCAUCUUCGGCAUGAACCUGACGUCCUACCUGGAAACGCAAAAGCAUGCCUUUUGGAUAACGGCUGGCGGCAUUAAAGAUCCUCUAGCCUGUCGGCUCGAGCCCGAGGGACACAUUGUGUGCCAUUGGACAUGGGAACGGCGAGGCCACCGGUCGCUCGUGGCACGUACCUACACCGAUCGCGCGAUCUGCUCGUCAAUCGCAUGCAAGGUAUCAGCCUCGAGUUUCAAGCUUAUGGGCCUCGCGCGGUGCUUGCAGACUAGCACACAUUGGCACUAG